AUGCAUGAGACCAUUCCGGAGUUUGUUCCAAAGCCUAUUGCCUGUGGGACCUACAGUACAAUCCUAGACACCUACUUUUUCCUUUGCGAGUUCCGUGACAUGAUUGACGAUAUGCCUGAUCCUGAAUGUUUUGGCGCUCUUCUGUCAAAGCUGCAUCAGAAAAGUGUAUCCCCCACUGGCCAGUUCGGCUUCCACAUAACAACAUAUGCGGGAAACCUUCCUCAAUUUGCACUUGACCUGGAGAUCCAGAGGAAAGGACCCAGUGAAGAGCUCAAUGUUCUCUCCGACGCCCUUUUUCAAAUGGUUAUCCCGAGACUUCUGAGACCGCUCGAGAAUGAAGGUCGCGUCGUGAAGCCCUCGCUUAUACACGGAGACCUUUAG
Molecule: messenger RNA, 381 nt
Organism: Penicillium manginii
Lineage: Eukaryota; Fungi; Ascomycota; Eurotiomycetes; Eurotiales; Aspergillaceae
Exons: 2
Coding region: 1-381 (126 amino acids)
Source: RefSeq, a predicted model, not a curated record